UUUGGUUCGGCUUCACAACCUCAAUCAUCUUGUGAACAAACCUUCAUUUGGGUGGAAAGCAGCAGUAGCGCAAGACGACAGUGCUGAACCACAAUGAUCGGUCAACUGGCUGCUUUGAUUCUACUUUGUACAAUGUCUCUGGUUGAAACGGCAGAGGAUCCUCAACAGAUCUCUAUGGCUGUGGUAGAAGUUGGUGGAAAUUUUACUUUUGGUUGGCCAGUUUUAGAGGAAAAGGACAAAACGUUUUCCUUGAACAAGCAGACUCUUGGACAAAUGGCCCGGCCAGUCUUUAAAGUAAUUGUUGGCAAAAUAUCACUAAUUGAACCUUUUUUAGACACACGGUUCACAGCAACAGCAGGGGAAACUCAGUAUAUUUUUACCAUCAGAAAUGUCAGCAAAGAGGACGAAGCAACAUAUUUCUCUGUCAUUGGAGCAACGUAUUCACAGAGUUUUGGCAGAAGCAUAUUCUUGGCGGUGAAUGAUCAACAGAAAUCUUUCUUCGUGAAACAAAGCCCGGAGACCGAGUCUGUCCAGCAGGGCGACUCAGUGACCCUCCAGUGUUCACUCCUCUCCAAAAACAAAGAAAACGCAGAUCAGUGUCCAGGUGAACACCAUGUGUACUGGUUCAGAUCUGGAUCAGGAGAAUCCCAUCCAAGCAUCAUUUACAGUAAGGAACAAAAGGAAAGAAGUUGUGGCUACAGUCUUUCCAAAACUAUUCACAACUCCUCUGAUGAAGGGACUUACUACUGUGCUGUGGCUACAUGUGGACAGAUCCUGUUUGGGGAAGGAACUACAGUGGAGAGGAAAACAGAACUGAACCCAGUUGUCCUUGUGCUUGGAGUGCUGCUGGCCUGCUGUGUGACUGUGAUUGCCUUUCUGAUUUUCUAUGGAUAUCGAAGGACAUGCUGCCAAAAUUGCAAAGGAGCAGUGAGUGCUUCCCAUCAUCUUGGACCUGACAUGUUGACUGGGGGUCAGUCAAAUGAUAUGGAUGAUGAAGCGAAGGCAGUGACUUAUUCAUCAAUUGAUUUUUCAACAAAGAAAGAGAAAGGAGAAAGGAGAAAGGAGAGAGAAAUGCCAAACGAUUGCAUGUACUCUGUUGUUAGAGCAGAUCACCACAACCAGCUUUCUGAAUGAAUUGAUACAGGAAGUGAGCCAGCAUUACUGUAAGGUCUAAUCUAUGACAACAAGUCUGUGGAACUGUUUGCUUCUGUUUUUUUUUGUGGACAUAAUACAACUUAAUAUUUAUAGUGUCCCCUCAUAUUGAGUUACUGUAUCUUCAUUCACAGCCACUGCAAGCCAAAAUACACAGUAUGUGAAUUCCAGGAUAGCCGUAGAUAAAAUAAGCUUGGAUUUCGUCCUUCAUCAAAGUCUGCGGUGAGGAACUCAGGGCAACAAUCACUGAUUUUCCCAUUAGUGGAGGAAAGUCACCCAACAUGCGAAACCGACCUGAAAAAAAAUAUUGCAGAGCUUGAUAUCUUAUAACUAAAAAUCCUUUGUUCGAAAACUAAAAAACAUUCAGUCAUCCAGUUUAAUGAUAGGUAUCCUUUAACUAAUCUUCAAGAUAUAUUUAUGAUUAAAAUAAAGACACCGAUUUGUGAACGAUUUUACAAAGUAAAUGUAGAGUUUGGUUAUGACAUAGGACUCAAAAAAGAGGUCUCCGACUUCAAAGUCUAGUGCUUACUUGCCACCAAACAUCUGUAACAUCAGCCUUUUGGGAAAAAUGAAAUGACUCAACAAACAGGAGAUUUUUCUGUCAAUAGCUCAUGUAAUGGAGUGAAGCCUGCGAGCUAGUUCAGGCAGUCAACUCGAGCACCAAUGAUACAUUCGCACAUAACGCCCCUCGUCACACUUGCAACCAACCAAACAUAGUCUCCUAAUCUGGCGCUCUAUUUAAGCUGUUGGAUCCGCCUACCUCUGCCUCGCUAAUGCAGCUGCUGCUACUACUGCUGUUUCCACGCUGCUAAUGUGUUCACCUCGCUGCUGCUGCUGCUGCUGCUGCUGCUGCUGCUGCGUUCACGUUGGCGAUGCUCGCCUGCCCCACCACCACCCCAGCUUCCUCCCCAGCUUCCAUCUGUAGGCUCGGGGGAUAGUUAUCUAAUCAUCACUCAAUGUUCUAUGUUAAUAUGUGGAGUGAUGAGGCCCGAGCCUAGACGCCAAACUCAA
This is a messenger RNA of Eleginops maclovinus (Patagonian blennie), 2163 nucleotides long. RefSeq lists its product as uncharacterized. The transcript has 7 exons. Lineage: Eukaryota; Metazoa; Chordata; Actinopteri; Perciformes; Eleginopidae. The coding region runs from base 94 to 1134 and encodes 346 amino acids. Gene Ontology annotation, biological process: response to bacterium. The record is from RefSeq and is a predicted model, not a curated record.